Molecule: messenger RNA, 2065 nt
Organism: Carlito syrichta (Philippine tarsier)
Lineage: Eukaryota; Metazoa; Chordata; Mammalia; Primates; Tarsiidae
Gene: CIAO3
Product: nuclear prelamin A recognition factor like
Exons: 11
Coding region: 13-1425 (470 amino acids)
Biological process (GO): iron-sulfur cluster assembly
Cellular component (GO): cytosolic [4Fe-4S] assembly targeting complex
Molecular function (GO): 4 iron, 4 sulfur cluster binding
Source: RefSeq, a predicted model, not a curated record
AGUGACACCGCCAUGGCGUCACCUUUUAGCGGGGUCUUGCAGCUCACGGACCUGGACGAUUUUAUCGGGCCUUCUCAGGAAUGUAUCAAGCCUGUGAAGGUGGAAAAGAGACCAGGAAGCAGCGUGACCAAGAUCCACAUCGAGGAUGACGGGAGUUACGUCCAGGUUGACCACGACGGCAGGAUCCAGAGGCUGGAGAAGGCCAAGGUCUCCCUGAACGACUGCCUGGCAUGCAGUGGCUGCGUCACCUCAGCAGAGACUGUGCUCAUCACUCAGCAGAGCCACAAGGAGCUGCGGAAGGUUCUAGAUGCUAAUAAGGUGGCUGCACCGGCUCAGCAGAAGCUGGUUGUGGUCUCCGUCUCGCCACAGUCCAGAGCAUCCCUGGCUGCUCGGUGUCAGCUGAAUCCCACAGACACUGCCAGGAAGUUAACCUCAUUCUUUAAAAAAAUAGGGGUCCACUUUGUCUUCGAUACGGCUUUCUCAAGGAACUUCAGCCUCCUGGAAUGCCAGCGGGAGUUCGUGCGGCGCUUCCGAGGACAGGCCCUGCCGGUGCUGGCAUCCGCCUGCCCAGGCUGGAUCUGCUAUGCUGAGAAGACCCAUGGCAGCUUCCUCCUCCCUCACCUAAGCACUGCCCGGUCUCCGCAGCAGGUCAUGGGCUCCCUGGUCAAGGACUUCUUUGCCCAGCAGCAGCACUUGACUCCAGACAAGAUCUACCACGUGACAGUGAUGCCCUGCUACGACAAAAAACUAGAGGCCUCCAGACCUGAAUUUUUCAACCAGGAGCACCAGACCCGUGAUGUGGAUUGCGUCCUCACGACAGGAGAAGUCUUCAAGUUGCUGGAAGAGGAUGGUGUCUCACUGUCAGACCUGGAGCCGGCCCCUUUGGACAGCCUGUGCAACACGUCUGCAGAGGAGCCCACCAGCCACCGGGGUGGGGGCUCAGGGGGCUACCUGGAGCAUGUGUUCCGGCACGCAGCCCGAGAGCUCUUUGGGAUCCAUGUAGCUGAGGUCACCUACAGGCCCCUGAGGAACAAGGACCUCCAGGAGGUGACCCUAGAGAGGGAGGGCCAGGUGCUGCUGCAUUUCGCAGCUGCCUAUGGCUUCCGCAACAUCCAGAACCUGGUGCAGAAGCUCCGGCGGGGCCGCUGCCCCUACCACUAUGUGGAAGUCAUGGCCUGCCCCUCAGGCUGCCUCAAUGGCGGGGGCCAGCUGCAGACCCCUGACACACCCAGCAGGGAACUCCUGCAGCUUGUGGAACAGCUGUACCGCGCAGUCAAGGUCGAGGCACCUGAGGAUGCACCUGGGGUCCCAGAGCUGUAUGCGCGCUGGCUGCAGGGCGAGGGCUCAGAGCAAGUGGGCCGCCUGCUGCACACACAGUUCCAUGCUGUGGAGAAGGCUGGCACCAGCCUCAGCAUCAGAUGGUAGAGGCCACUGGGGAAGCACCAGGACUCCAGAGGGCUGUGUGAGGCCCAGCAGCGAUGCCACACACCCGAGACCCCAGGGCUCACCCCGAUUCGGAGUGAGCUAUAGGGCCAUGCUGGAGCCAUGUGGGAGCAGGACAGCAUCAGCACUUGUGAGGGGGCCAGAGCCUACUCUUCAGGCUCCUCCAGCCUACUCUUCGGGCUCCACACUGGUUCUGCUGUGAUACAUGGGUGGCCAAGCUGGCAGAAGGCCCUGUGAGGCUCUGGGUCCAUGGCUACUUUGCAGGGGUGGUAAGGACUUCAGUCAACCUCUGGGAUGCCCACAGCAGAGCAAUGCAGGUUCUCACCUUGACUUCUGGAGUCACUCCCGAAGCUGCAGUGCAGAGGGUGGAAGACAGACUGGACCUGCCAGGGUGUCCCCACUGCACCCCUGCAUGGGUAUCACCCGGCAGGAAGGGCUGCUGGUACCCUGUGCAGCUGUAGCCUGUGUGGCAAGGGUGCAUGUGUCUGGCUGUCACGUGGGCAGCGGGCAUCUCUGAUGUCUCCCUCCCAGUUGGGAUCCCUAAGCCUGUCCCCUGAAGCCUGCCUAAUAAAGGGACUGUCCCACAGCACCUUGAGCUGCUCCCAGAGCGCGCCAGCACCAA